GUCACUCGGAAGCGGGGAAACAAGGCAAGAUGGUUUACAUCUCGAAUGGACAAGUAUUGGACAGCCGGAGUCAGUCUCCAUGGAGAUUAUCUUUGAUAACAGAUUUCUUUUGGGGAAUAGCUGAGUUUGUGGUUUUGUUUUUCAAAACUCUGCUUCAGCAAGAUGUGAAGAAAAGAAGAGGCUAUGGGAACUCAUCUGAUUCCAGAUAUGAUGAUGGAAGAGGGCCACCAGGAAAUCCUCCCCGAAGAAUGGGUCGAAUCAAUCAUCUCCAAGGCCCCAGUCCUCCUCCUAUGGCUGGUGGAUGAGGAAGGUAAAUGUCUGCUCUAAGAAGCAGACAAAUGGACAAGCACAUUCAUAGCGGAAGGAAACCAUCAAGAAGUGAAGGGCUGACCACAGUGGACAAGUAGAUGAAUGUGUGCGUCUAAACAAGGAUUGCUCUGUGUCUUCACAGAUGAAUGAGGUCAGGCUGGGAAUUCUCUCUUCAGGGAACUGGCCUGACUGACAUGCAGUUCUAUAAACGCACUUUUUGUCUCAUCUUUUUUGUAUAGUUUAUUAAAGUAUUAAUAGUUUUAAUAAGUAAAUAUUUUUAGGUUGCAAAACUGAUUCUUCAUCUUUAUAUAUUUGAAUCACAAACUCUGAAUCUGAAGAAAUAAAAAGGUGUGUAUUCAG
This is a messenger RNA of Otolemur garnettii (small-eared galago), 669 nucleotides long. RefSeq names its product selenoprotein K. NCBI's taxonomy places the organism in Eukaryota, Metazoa, Chordata, Mammalia, Primates, Galagidae. Gene Ontology annotation, cellular component: endoplasmic reticulum membrane; Golgi apparatus. Gene Ontology annotation, biological process: endoplasmic reticulum calcium ion homeostasis; calcium ion transport. The transcript has a single exon. The record is from RefSeq and is a predicted model, not a curated record.